Trichosporon asahii var. asahii CBS 2479 is the source of this 4545-nucleotide messenger RNA. RefSeq lists its product as uncharacterized. NCBI's taxonomy places the organism in Eukaryota, Fungi, Basidiomycota, Tremellomycetes, Trichosporonales, Trichosporonaceae. Gene Ontology annotation, biological process: transcription elongation by RNA polymerase II; regulation of DNA-templated transcription elongation; regulation of transcription by RNA polymerase II. Bases 1 to 4545 code for a protein of 1514 amino acids. Gene Ontology annotation, cellular component: DSIF complex. Gene Ontology annotation, molecular function: mRNA binding; protein binding. The record is from RefSeq and is a predicted model, not a curated record. The transcript is spliced from 9 exons.
AUGGACAUGGAGGAAGACCCGAUGCAGGAGUUGCGCUCGAUCGCGUCUACGGUGGACGCACCGCGCCGACCGCUAGGGUUGGACAAGAUGUUUCUUCGAGCAAAGAAUUGGAAGACGUCUGGACCAAGCGCCCCAGUUCGUCCACCGACGCCGGAGAUCAUCCCGUUACCACCACCCAUGCCGCUACCGGAAGUCGACGCCAACGGCGUGUCACCGAUGUCGCAGGUGUUCGAGUACGCAGACCUCGCACCGCUUGUGCUCGAAGAGAUCACGAACCCAAAGGAUAUGGCGCGCAUGUGCCGAGUCUGCAAGGAGUGGAACCACAUGCUGAGGCGGAGACUAUACCGCGACGUGGGAGGAGGCUCCGAAGCCGAAGGUGGGCUGUCAACUGUGCAAGCAGAUAUUCGCUUCUUCCCUCUCGACAUUCAGGGCGAGCAGCGUGUCCUCCUUGAGGACAAGAUUGAGAAGGCACUCGGGGACAUGGAGGGUCUCGAGCGGCUAGUAUGGACAAUGCACUUUGACCCGAAUAUGAUUGGCCGCAUGCGUUCGCUUCGCGAACUGAGAGUCAUGAUGCCCGACCAGCAGUUCCGCUUGGCGCUGCUCGAGAUUGCAGCGGCGCUGGACCAACGUCCGAUCGGCGGCCUCGAGCGUGCCCUUCUUAAACGACGAGUGGAUGGCUCGGAUAGCGCCGUAUAUGCGAUUGCUGAAGAAGUUCACCCUCAUCGGCCGCACACGGAUAACGAGAACGGGCGUGUUUCACCUUCUCGACGCUGCACCGGGUCUGGAGGAGCUCGUUCUAGAUGCGCCUCCACAUUCUCGCCGGAUCUCGAGCACCUGCACACGUUCUCACUGUCGUUUGAAGGAAAGCAUGACCCCCGGCAUCCAACACGACGCAUCGUAAUCGAGCCGGCUGACCUGCCAGUGCUCCGACACACGGAGUCGCUGCGGGCGCUUGAGCUCACGAUAUCGGCGUCGCGAGACGCCAUUCAACGCCAGCACCUUCUUCCGCCUCACUCACUUGACUCGCUCAUGGCGCAGGUCAACUUUGGAGCACUGACGAGACUCGCCCUCUUGAAUAUCGUGGUGUCGACUGAGGUUUUGACCGCCAUCCUCGAAAACACAACACUGAACGAGCUGUACAUCAGUGUAGCGCGGCAUGAGACACUGACGGAGUGCGAUGCUCUUCUGAGGGCCCCUUUGCAUGUGCUUCAUGCAAACGCACCGGCUCAGUUCGGCCCUGAUCGGACGCACCUGGGCCUCCUUGCCGCCUCGAUGCCGCUGGUCGAGGAGAUCGGGUCGCUCAAUCAGGAGGACGAGGAGGAGGAGCAGCAGGAGACGCACCACCGACGCCAUCGUCCGGACCCGGAUGAGGAAGAUGAGGACGAGGAAGAUGAGGAUGGAGAGGGCGGUGGCCACGACGACGAUGAUGACGAGGAGGAUGAGGAAGACGAAGACGACGAUGAAGGAGUCGCCGAGUUCAUCGAGGAGGGUGCCGGCGACGACUCGACGCCCGCCGACCGCAUGCGCCAUCGUAACCUCGAGCGCGAGAUGCGUCGCGACGAGGAGGAGAACAUCGAUGAGAUUCUCCAGGGCAUCAAGGAGCGACACAGGCGCCAGGUCAGGUACAACACCGAGGGUGACCAGGUUCCCCAGCGUCUUCUCAUGCCCGGUGUCGAGGACCCGAGCCUGUGGCAGGUGCGCGUGAAGCUCGGCCGUGAGCGUGCGAUCACUGCGUCCAUCUUCCGCAAGGUGUUCAAGUCUGGCAUCCCCGUCAUCUCCGUCUUCUACCGCGACUCGCUCCCGGGUCUGAUCUACCUCGAAGCCCGGCAGUCUGCCGAUGUCAACUCGGCGUUGCAGGGCAUUGUCGGUGUGUACCUCUCCCGAGGCAUCCAGCUCGUGCCGAUCGAGGAGAUGGCCCCUCUUCUUCGCAUCAAGAAGAAGGAGAUCGACCUUGUUCCCGGCAUGUGGGUCCGUCUCAAGCGCGGAAAGCACACUGGCGACUUGGCACAGGUCAUCGACAUCGACCAGCUCACCUCUGGUGUUGUUGGUGUCAAGUUUGUGCCCCGUAUCGACAUGACGCCGAGAGAGAAGAAGACGGAGCGUCUCGGCAACGGCAAGGGCGGUCUUGGUGGCAACUUCCGGCCACCGCAAAAGCUGUUCAACUACGAGGAGGUCCGCCGCGUGUAUGGCAAGCAGAAUGUGCGACACGGGCAGGGCAAUAGCCACAUUUUCGACGGCGACGAGUACAUUGAUGGCUUCUGUUACAAGGACAUGAAGAUUGCUCUCCUCACGACCGAGGACGUUCAGCCCACGCUCGAGGAGGUCUCGACCUUUAGCGGCGAGGAUGCGACGGGCCGCAUUGACCUGUCGACCAUUGCUGAUGCGAACCGCAGCAUCAGCGCCUCGUUCCUCACCCCGGGUGACCAGGUUGAGGUGUUUGAGGGAGAGCUCACGGGCAUCCUCGGCAAGGUCGAGACGAUUGAGGGCGAUACGAUCUCGAUCAAGGCUAUCGGCGGCGAGAUCCACGGACAGACUGUUGAAGUCCCGGCCCGCUCGGUGCGCAAGAAGUUCGACGUUGGUGAGCACGUCAAGAUCACGAACGGCAAGAACGCGAACGUGUCGGGUAUGAUCGUCGAUGUCAAUGGCGAGGUCGUGACCCUCAUGUCGGACCAGGGCCAGCAGGAGAUCAAGGUGUUCUCGAAGGAUGUGCGCAAGGCGGCGGACGUCGCUAGCGGCGACUCCGCCACUGUCACCCAGCAGCAGGGUCUGUACGAGCCCCAUGAGCUGGUCAUGCUCGACUCGACCACGGCUGGUGUCAUUACCAAGGUUGAGGGCAGUAUGCUACGCGUCCUGGACCAGAACGGUAUGCACCGUACGGUCAGCACGAACGAGGUCACGCUGCGACGAGACAAUGCCCGCUACGCCGUUGCGACGGACUCGACCGGCGCCGAACUCCGCUGCGGAGACAAGAUGAAGGAGACCGAUGGCGAGAACCGCCGCGGAGAGGUCAUCAACAUCUCGCGCUCCAUUUUCGUCUUCCUGCACAACCGCGAGUACUCCGAGAACAAUGGUGUUUUCGUUGCGCGUGCGACGUCGCUCGUCUCGCUCACGCCCAAGGCGAGCACCGACCUCACGAAGCAGAACCCGGCUUUGAAUGCUCAGCUCCACCAGAUGAACCUGAUGCCCCCGCCUCAGUCGGUAGGUAACCGUAGGAUUAUCAACACUCCGGUUGUCGUUACCCGUGGAACGUACAAGGGUCUCCUUGGUACAAUCAAGGACGUUGUCGGAGCUGCGGAGGCACGUGUCGAACUGGCCACGAACAACAAGACGAUCACGAUCCAGACUGCCUUCCUGAAGCGCAAGGACCCCAAGACGGGUGCUACAUACCCGCUCGACACCGGUAACUUCGGUGCUGGUGGUGGUGGUGGCGGCCGCGGCGGCUACGGAGGCGGCGGUGGUGGCUACGACACGUACAAUGGUGGCGGCCGCACUGUCAACCCGUACGGGGGCGCCACUCCGGGUGGUCAGUUUGGCCGGACGCCGAACCCAUACUCGUCCGGUUACGGCAAGACCCCCAACCCGUACGCCUCCAGCGGAGGCAAGACUCCGGGAUGGGGAGCGGGCGGUGGCAAGACUCCCGCACCCGGAUGGAGUGGCGGUGGUGGCAAGACGCCUGGAUGGGCCGGAGGUGGUGGCAAGACGCCUGCCUGGGGAGGAGCCGGUGGCAGGACGCCUGCCCCGCAGUAUGGCGGAGACGGUGGUCGCACCCCUGCGCCGUCGUGGUCUGGAGGCGGUGGCGGCAAGACGCCCAACCCGUACGCUUCGGCUCCCACGCCGGCUGCCUACAACGACCCGGGAACAUCACGACCCAUCUCUGCUCCUACGCCAGGCGCUUACGGCGGAGCUGCGUUCAGCGCCCCCACACCUGGCGCCGCUCUCAGCGCCCCGACCCCAGCUCCUGCUGGCGGCUUCAGCGCUCCCACGCCCUACUCUGCGCCGACACCUGGUGCUGGUCUUAGCGCGCCCACCCCGGGUGUUUUCGCUGCUCCGACGCCGGGCGCCGGCCUGUCGGCCCCUACGCCCGCUGUCUUUGGUGCGCCGACGCCGUUCGCCCCCGCACCCGCUGGUGUGCCGAACGCUUCGGGCAUCCCGUGGGAUUGGGCGCUCGAUUUCCGCAACGUGCUCGUCACGGUCGGACCUUCGCAGCGUCCCGGCUCGCGCAACCCGCGACACUUCCAGCGUGGCUUCUACGACGGACAGCAGAUGGGUAUCGAGAGCACGGUCAACGAGAGCGUCGUGUGCCGCGUGCUCGACGGCGGCAGCAGCGAGACGCUCGAGAUCCCCGCCGAGUAUCUGCAGCCUGUCCGGCCCGACGGCGAGGGCCAGGAGGUCAUCGUUAUCAGCGGCGACCCCGCGAUGAAGGGCCAGCAGCGCCGCACGGCGUACCGCAACGACCAGCAGUGGAUGAUGGAGCAGGCGCCGUCGGACAUGAUGGCGCUGGUCAUGGACGAGAACGACCUGGCGCGUAUCUGGCACACGGAGUAG